Molecule: messenger RNA, 4578 nt
Organism: Osmerus eperlanus (European smelt)
Lineage: Eukaryota; Metazoa; Chordata; Actinopteri; Osmeriformes; Osmeridae
Product: glypican-1-like
Biological process (GO): cell migration; negative regulation of fibroblast growth factor receptor signaling pathway; regulation of protein localization to membrane
Cellular component (GO): plasma membrane; extracellular region; cell surface
Molecular function (GO): fibroblast growth factor binding
Source: RefSeq, a predicted model, not a curated record
CCUCCCCUUUCGAACGAGUGUCACAGCCGGUAGAGCAUCGUUACAGUGAAACAGAUCGGACCCUUCAUUCCCGCUGAACCUUCGCCGCGCUCCCCGUCCUUGGAUCCCCUCGAGACAUCUCAAGGUGAGACAAACAGUCGAAUCAGGCGACUGAACAUCGAGACGCCGGACACAUUUGAGAUGCACUGGCUCAACACAGAUGCGUGAUUCUUUAAUUGGGUCACUGUAGUUAAAGGCUCCGCUGUCUGCAUCGUGCGUGCUCAAGACUCUCACUUGUUUCGAGCAGUAGCGCGCGGAGAAAGGAGCGGAGCCCUAUCAACAGGCGAGGACGUGGAGCGGGUAUUAAAGGGGGAUUCUGACCAACGGGAGUAAUUCCCUCGCUCAGUCACCUGUCUGCCUGAUUUUCCCUCGGCGGCCCCAGUAACGGUCGGGAUGGCGGGGAUGGAUUCGUACGUGAUUGUUAUUCUGGUCCUCUGCGCUCUAACUGCGCUGGGGAAUGGGGACGACGCGAUCACCAAAGCCCGGAGUUGUUCGGAUAUCAGGAAGUUUUACACUGGCAAAGGGUUCGGUCUGGACGAAGUUCCCCUGUCUGAAAUAUCAGGGGAGCACCUGCGAGUCUGCCCCCAAGGCUACACCUGCUGCACCAGUGCGAUGGAGGAGUCCCUGGCCAACCUGAGCCGCAUAGAGACCGAGCACCUCAUCAAGAUCUCCGGACAGAUCCAGCAGGCCAUCAUCAACGCCCACUACAAGGCCUUUGGCGGUGAGGGUGUGUUCUCUCCAUUGCCCAUGAGCGCAGAGUGUACACGUGCCAUCAUGAAGAUGACGUACUGUCCCCACUGUCGGGGUGUGGCCUCUACCAAGGCAUGCCCCAACUACUGCCUGAAUGUUAUGAAGGGUUGCCUUGCCAACCAGGCUGACCUACACACUGAAUGGAGGAACCUGCUCGAUGUGCUGGAGCAGGUCCUCAACCACAUGGAGGCCCAGGUCAACGUGGAGACGGUCAUCCUUACCCUCCCUGCUCGCAUGGCGGAGGCUGUCAGCGCACUGCGGGAGAACAUGGACGCCCUCAACCCAAAGGUGUUUCGUGCCUGUGGGGAACUGAGAGAGGGAGGAACGAGCAGCGCCGCGCAGGAGGAGGUGAAGAAAGGAGGAAAGAUUUUGGUCCCAGACAAAGUGGGUCUUGGCAACAGAGCAAUGCUGGAGAAACUGGUUUCAGGCCUCAGAGCCUGGUUGAACACAGCAGGUCAGUACUGGGUCACACAACCAGUCAAAUUCUGCCAGGAAAUGGAGUCAUUCAGUGGAGCCGUGGAUGAGGAUAAGUGCUGGAACGGCAUGACCCGUGGCAGAUACCUACCAGAGAUGAUGGGCGAUGGGCUGGCCAGCCAGAUCAAUAACCCUGAGGUGGAUAUUGACAUCACCAAGCCUCACAUGAGGGUCCGCCAGCAGAUCAUGGAGCUGAAAAUGAUGACCAACCGCGUGAAGAGCGCCAUCAACGGAAAUGAUGUGGAGUUCCAGGACACAAGUGAUGAUGUCAGCGGAUCCGGAAGUGGGCUAUGUGCUGAAGAGAACUGCCCCCGUGGCCCACGCCUCAUCCUUCCCAACACCGACUCCCCCAGAGUCUACGCCUUCCCCCCAGAGAACAACAAAGUUAGAGCCACAGGCAGCCACAACCUUCCCUGCUCCACCCUCUACCUGCUUUCAUUGGUUACACCCCUUCUCUGGCGAUAAUUGGUGGGGGGAAUCGCCCUAUCGUGACUGAGUUUGUAACUGGGGAGGUGGGAGGUGGGAGGUGGGAGGGAGGUGGAGGAGACUGGAAGAGAUGUUCAGGAAGUGGUUAACUUACUUUGCCAAAUCUCAACAAUUAUAAGGAAACAAAACAAAAAUGUAUUGACUUCCUUUUUGGUCUCUACCAGAACAAAAAGAAAGAAUGAGUAUUCCUAGAUUUUGGUUCUGUUCUCGUUUCUUUGGCGGUAUAUUUUUUACAGCACCUUUAGAGCAGGUAUUUGGCCUCCUUAUAUAGUUUGUUACCGGUGUUUGGGUUUCUCUAAGAUAUUCUUUGUGUGCACCAACAUGUGGAGAGAAAAUCUAUCAACAUAAUAGAGCAUGUGGGUGUUGGCAGCGUGGGGAAGCUUCGCAGUAGCACAGAGCUACAGCAGGCAUUUGGUAUUCCACACAUUAAAACAUCCUUCAUGUCAGACUAUUUAUUUAUAAAAUUCAGAUUCGUUCAAACCCAUCAGUGGUUUCCACUCGACAAUAAUUAUAAUAUAAUCAUUUUUCCACAAAACUCAAAUGAAAUCAAGUAUUGAUGAUUUUUCAGGAGGAUGACUGCCUCUUCUAGCAUUUUAAACUCCACGCCAGACUGUGGAAAAAUACCUUGAGCCAAAAGUGACCAAGACUUUCUGCUGACUCAUGGUGUACACUGUAAUGAAAAUCCACAAUCAAAUUCACAACCACCUCUUCUCCGUGGCACCCUUAUGAAGACUCUGGGGAGAGGUUGAGGUAGAGUGGUCUGCUUUGGAGUGGAAUCCCCACCCUACUUCCAGUUCAGUCUGGUCUAUACACACCCUACUCACCGUUCAGAUUGGCACUGUCUCCAACACCUUGCUCCAAGUACAAUACUCGGCUAAUAGUGAGAUAAGCCCCCUAAGCGUCUCUUCGUGGCAGUUAGGAAACAGAAGCUACAGGUCCGAACAGAACAUGGUUGUUCUACAGUUGUUUUUGGCCAGAUAGAGAGAGGCCUCAGCAGAAAAUAUGUUUUCAGUACAUUCCCCGUCCUAUAGUGUAGUAGGGUUGUAUCGGUCCAACCAUUCAUUUGAAAGCAGACUGUGCAUCUGCAAUGGCUGCUCUGUCCCAUUCUAUCCGGUCCUAUUCGCUGUUUUCAAGCAGACUUUUGCGAUUGCAUAAUGACGUCUGCUGUUAUUUGCACCUCAUCUUUUUAUCCUUAUUUUUUUACACAGGCAGACUUUUUUCUGUCCCCACCCCCCUUUUCUCUCUUUACUGUCUCCCCCUCCAGUCUUCUACUUUAUCAUCCUCCCACCUCCCUCAUUCCGUGGUUUCUGCUGCCUCUCUCACGACAUCACAGUAGCUCAUUUUCUCUCCCCCUCGCCCUCUCACACUCCCCCUCUUCUUUGCUUGUCAUCAGUUAGAACAACCUUCAAAGUGUCCUUGGUGUUUCUGCAUGGUGGGCUGUCAACAUGACAGUGACACAGCGCUCCAUUAUAUCCUGACUUCGUGGGGUUGUUGCCGGAAUAUUCUAGAAGGGUCUACUGAUGAGAGAUAUGCAGGGCGAAAAUAUAUACUUCAACGUGGCGGAAAGAAACGUCAAGGCCCUCUGUCAGGGGAGAGUAGAGCGGUGCAUGGGACAUGAGGGCGGGGUGUGUGUGCAACUUUGAGUCAUGUUAGUCUUUUUUAGAAAUGAACUGGAUUUUAUUCAUUGAAGCAAAGCACACAGUACAGUAUUAACAUGUUUUACAAGGAGUAUGUAACUGACAUUACAUACAUUCAACAUAGUAAAAAAAACAUCUCAUUUUACUAAAAUAAUAGAUUUGAAUCCCCUCUGAGUACUUCCUCUGGACUGAGAAGGCCUCAUAAUGCCGGACGUGUCUGUGUUGCCUGCUUUUGUGGAAAACCCAAAUUAGAAGUGCAAUCAAGGGGGAGGAAGAAGAGUGCAAGGUCAGCAAAGAGUCAGAUUACCAGGAUGUUAACCAGGCUUCUUCUAUGACAAAGCAGCAUGUCCACUGUGCUUUUUGAAACAGCAAACAGGAAAUGUCUCUCCUAUUUCGAAUGAUUAGAGCAAUAACAUGAACCAAUCAGCAUAGCAAAGUUUCAGAUGUCAAGCGAUCACUCAAGGAUUUGUAUUCCUCCAAGGUGCUUUUGACGCUGAGCCAGUGAUCAGGUGAAGAGUGUAGCCUGUAGCGCCUCCUGCUGGUCUACCGGUGAUCCCCACGCUGGGAUCAAACUCUCUGAUGGCGACACUCCAACUUCAUGGGGACCUGCGAUUUUCAGCUCAUCGACUUCCUCCUCCGAUGGUCGUGGUACUGGACGUUCUGUCACUGCCCACAUUCUGCACACCGUCCCCCUCCGCCCCCCACUCGCUUUUAAUGCUCUGCACUUUUAUUAUGAACGAAUGCACAAAACCAUCGCAAGCCGGGGAUAGUUGGGCCCGAUGUCCUUCUGAGAUUUGUGUACAUACAGGAGGAAUAGGGUGUAGAUCUAACCCCUACCCUCCUCUUUCAUGCGUUGCCAUGAUUUGCAUCCCCCAUUCCCCCACCCGUUUGCAGGGGGAAGACAAUGCAGACCAUGCAGUAGAUCAGAUAGACUGAUGGCAAACCUCCAUCCUCCCUGAGAUUAUAUGGCUGGCAUUUACGAAAGGUGCCAAUUUAAUAAAUUAAAAUCUAUUGUUCUUUUUUUCUAUUUUAAUUUUGGAAUAUUGUUUUCAAAAGCCUGUGGUGAGUUGUGAUUUGUGUUGAUGGUGAUGCUCGCUGCCAGAAAGAAAUUUAUAAAUAUAGAAUGUGUCAUUUGCUGUUGUUUGUUCCUGAAACUUUGUGUCAAUUAUAUACAAUGUAAGAUUUUCAAGAA